UAAAACCUUUCAAAACCUCUCUUAUAAAUCACAUGGCAGAAUUCACUGCAGAUUUGCAAAGCUUUAGACCCUCCUUUCCUUUCUUGGAUAUCGAUAACAUGGAAAUUCAAAACUUGGUGCCCUUUGACAGCUUAUUGGGCUCUACAGAACCUGAAUUUCCAGGAAACUUGGAAGACAAUUUUCCGGGUCUUUUUCAAUGCGUGGAUCACAAUGCAGUUCCAGCGUUAAAUGAAGUUCAUGAAGGUAAAAAGAGAGAAGCAACUGAUAUGGGUGAUCCCAGUUCUGGUAACUCAACUCCUGAUAUUUCUGAGAGCGGAAGCAAGACAAAAAAUAUUUGUGGAAGAGGCAAGAGAGUGAAAAGGAAUGCGGUAGAAGACAAGAAACCAAACCAAGUAGUUCAUGUCAGAGCCAAAAGAGGUCAAGCUACAGAUAGUCACAGUUUAGCAGAGAGGGUUAGAAGAGGAAAAAUCAAUGAAAAACUUAGGUGCUUGCAGAACAUUGUCCCAGGAUGUUACAAGACCAUGGGUAUGGCAAUAAUGUUGGACGAGAUCAUAAACUACGUGCAGUCCUUGCAGCAUCAAGUGGAGUUCCUGUCAAUGAAGCUGAGUGCAGCAAGUAGCUAUUACGACUUCAAUUCAGAGUCAGAUGCUUUAGAAACAAUGCAGAGAAGAAAGGCAUCCGAGGCGAAAGAGAUAGAGAAGUAUGUGAGAGAAGGAAGUGAAGGAGUUUCUUGCUUUGAAGCAACAUGGCCAUGGUACCUGUAACUUGGGUUUUGGAAGUUUUAACUCAAAAACCACACAUCACAUAUAUCAAUUCAAGAACAUGCUUCUUCUUCUUACUUAGUUUCUACAGUUUUAAAGGAUCAGUUUGUAUAAGCACAAGUAGACAUUAAUUAUUCUCGUUUGUACAAUCCCAUCAAACACAUGAAAAAAUGAAAUGCGAGUUUUAAAUAAA
Molecule: messenger RNA, 954 nt
Organism: Vigna radiata var. radiata (mung bean)
Lineage: Eukaryota; Viridiplantae; Streptophyta; Magnoliopsida; Fabales; Fabaceae
Product: transcription factor BEE 3
Exons: 6
Coding region: 33-764 (243 amino acids)
Biological process (GO): regulation of DNA-templated transcription
Cellular component (GO): nucleus
Molecular function (GO): DNA-binding transcription factor activity; protein dimerization activity
Source: RefSeq, a predicted model, not a curated record